AUGAGCAUCGAUCUAGAUAAUAUUAUAAAGAAAGCCGUGAACUUUGCCGAGUGCGCUACUUCAGAAGAUAAAGCACAGAAUUAUGAGGUAGCUGCACAAGCCUAUAUGGCUGCUGCAAAUUGGUUUCUGCAUGCGGUAAAAUAUGGAGCUAUAAACGAACCGACAAGGCAAAAAAUACGUGCAAAAGUUAAGACGUAUAUUCAACGAGCAGAAGAUAUUAAGAAGAUCAAUGAUAAGAAUCCAAAGAAAAAAGAAGCUGUGGUCAGUGAUGAUAAUGGUCAGGAAAGGUCAAAACGUCAUAAAGUUAGUGAUGAUGAUAAUAUAGAUGAAGAGAGAAAACAUAUGAUGCAAAAAUUUCAAGGAGCUAUUAUCACUGAUCAAAAUGUUACAUUUGAUGAUGUUGUCGGGUUAGAACAAGCUAAAACGGCAAUGCGAGAAGCAGUCAUCUUACCAGUUAAGUUUCCAAAACUUUUCACAGGUAAACGUAAACCAUGGGCAGGUAUUUUACUUUAUGGACCACCUGGUACUGGCAAGUCAUUUUUGGCUAAAGCAAUUGCUACGGAAUGUAAAAGUACAUUCAUUUCGAUCACUUCAUCUGAUCUUCUUUCGAAAUAUUUGGGUGAAAGUGAAAAAGGUGUAAAAGGCUUAUUUGAACUUGCUCGUAAACGACAACCAUGUAUUGUAUUUAUUGAUGAAAUUGAUGCUUUAUGUGGACAGCGUAAUGAUACAGAAUCUGAAGCAUCAAGACGUGUCAAAACUGAAUUUCUUGUUCAAAUGCAAGGGGUUGGAACAGAUAAUUCAGGUGUUCUUGUUCUUGCUGCAACCAAUAUUCCUUGGGCAUUGGAUUCAGCUAUUCGACGACGUUUUGAAAAGCGAAUCUAUAUUUCACUUCCAGGUGUGAAUGAACGAGCAGAUAUGUUUAAAACACAUUUGGGUAUCGAAACUCUUCAUACAAUAAAAGACCAUGAAUGGAUGGAAUUAGCACAAAAAGCUGAACAUUAUUCUGGUGCUGAUAUUGCUGUUGUUUGUCGAGAGGCUUUACUAAGACCUAUUCGACGACUUAGUUCAUCAACUCAUUUCAAACGAGUGCAAAAUCCAGAACAUGAUGGUCCAAGUCAACUUUGGCUUGCUUGUUCACCUGGAGAUCCAGCUGCUCAAUCAUUUACAUUAGAGAAAAUAACUCCUAAUGAGUUAUGUGAACCACCAGUAAUCAUGUCUGAUAUGGUAGCUGCACUUGCUACGCAAAAAGCAACAGUAGGUGAACAUGAAUUGGGAAAAUAUCAAAAAUUUACCCAAGAAUUUGGUCAAGAAGGUUCAUAA
This is a messenger RNA of Rotaria sp. Silwood1, 1320 nucleotides long. Lineage: Eukaryota; Metazoa; Rotifera; Eurotatoria; Philodinida; Philodinidae. The record is from the annotation of a GenBank genome assembly.